UGUUGACACUACUGAACGAAGCUCUCAGCUUAUUCCUUCGCAUAAUUAGCAGGAUGAUUCAGGCAGUGAACUCAGCAGGAUGGUUUGUACCGUGCCAUGCGAAGCCUCGAAAGCAGGAUGAUGAGAGUAUGAAGUACUUAACCCACGAAGAGCAGGAUGUUCUCAUGUUCUUCGAGGAAACUAUAGAUGCCUUAGAAGACGACUUGGAGGAAGCAGUCCUACACGACAGUGGCAUCCAGUGUCAGUCUUCAAGGUCAACGGAAGAGAACGUGUCCAGCCAUUCGGAGACCGAGGAUAUCAUAGACUUAGUGCAGUCGACGCCCGAGAGCAGCGACCACGAAGGCCCUCCUAGCAAAGAUGCAGAACCAGUGUUGGAUGCUACCUGGCGAGCGGAGAGCCCUAAGCCAGCUGCACCUGCCGACCUUCCCUCGCAUCCCUCGGAAUCGCAGCCACUGCCCUGUGAGACUCCUCCUCUUCCUCCUCCGCCCCCUCCUGCCGUGCAGCAUCCAAAAUUGCUUCGCUCGAUCCCCACCCCGCUCAUCAUGGCCCAGAAGAUGUCCGAGCAGCAAAUGGAGAGCAGGGUGCGCUUCCCCGGCGCCCUCAAGGAAGGGAGCUUGGACAGGAAGAAGACCCCUGUAGCCAACGGUGAUUAUUUCCCAAAGCACCCUCCUGCACCCGCCCCCAAACUGCACCGAUUUCCCAGCAACAUCAACAUAACGAACGUCAGCGGCAAGGAAUUCAACGAGACCAUCUCCAAAGCAGCCGUUAACGUACAGGAGCGGAGAGCUCAGGUGCUGGCCAACAUCAACGGCGGAGCCUUUCUGGCAGCCGAGCUGGAGGAGAAGCUGCAGAAAAACGACUUCUUGUCGCGCAACAGGAGCUCUUCCUUAAGGGAUCUCUCCUCCGAGCAAGCACGCUAUGAGGCCCUGACAAAACUCGGUCUCGUUAAGGGAAAGCCAGCUCAGGACCAAGUGGAUCAUGCCCCGAGUGCUCAGCGUCUGGAUGCGCAGCCCAAGCAGGCAGACGCCGUUCCCAAUGGGUAUCAAAACAUCCACGAGGUCUUAAAAAGCGAGCCCAGCCCUUUCCUUCCUACGGGCAAAACUGUAACAAUCAAACCAGAGGGAGCUCUUGCUGCUAACAAGGUCGCUCAGCAGAACGCAGCAAAGGGCUUUAAUGAUUACAAACAACCUAACCUCAGCCUGGAUAUGAGAAGGAGGUCGGGUUCGCUGCCCAGGCCCUCGGGAUUUCGCUCGCAAGGGAUCACGGUCAAGUUCUCUGGACGUGGCUCAACAGAAGAAGCUAGGAGGGAGGCACUCCGCAAACUGGGACUGCUGAAAGAGACUGCGUAACGGGGAGGGGAGUGGUGUGGCAUCGGAGGGGAAUCCGAGCUUGGCUUUGCGCUAGAGCAAGCCCAACAGGAUUGGGAUCAGACGGAUUGGAAGAAGAAAGGGAAGUUCUCAGCUUCGGGCAAGCUCAGGAGGUACUGGGACUGGAAUGACUGCUGGCGUUUAGCUCAAAGACUGGCAGCACGUAACGCCGAGUACGGGGGGGGUUUCAGCCCGCCGUCCUGCAGAGAUGCUCGUCUGUUACUCCUUGUGACUGAGAAACGUAUUUAAGUAGUGCUGGCCUACAGCAGGGGGCACCGCGUUAGGGAAGUGCCCGGCGCAGCGUUGUUGUAUGGAGCACGUUGAACGAAGGAGCUUCCUUUCGCUCUUUUUCUGAAGCCAAAACCGAGAGCUCUGUUUUGCACACGUGUCUGUCUGUCCAACGGAGCUCGAGAUGGGUCGGAACUGACGUUUCUGGCCCGGGUGACGCACUUCUGUGCCGUUUUGUUGUCUGUAUUAUCCGGCUUUGCUUUAUUCCCUCCCCCCCGGUGAAGGCUGCUGCUUCCUUGCUCCGUGCCCGCUCGACUUCAGCCUGCACAGAGCACGGUUUUGGUUCUGACCUUCUCCUCAGCAGAACGGCCCGAGCCUGGCGUUGUGGCUGCGUCGUUCUGCCCCUUACGGAGCCGCCCGCUCCGUGGCCGUGCCCUAGGAAGCUCCACGUCCAGUGAGAGGCCCCGGAGGGGCCUCGAGGGUGUGCGCGGCACGCCGGUCUCUGCGCUGACAGCCAAAGAGUCUCCUGACAAUCUGAAACCCAGCUGUUCUGUACCGGGGUGUGGGUGGAGCACAGAAGCCAUAGGAACAAGUCCGCUUUGUACCAAAUGGGAGAACCUUACUCAAAAGCCUUGCCUCUUACCGUAGUGUUCCCCUGAAGAAGCUGUUACUCCUCGAACAAUCGCUGUGCUGCACUGACCAGGUCCAAGUUCUGUUACUUCUAAAAGCUCCUUAGAUCUCCUGCUUCGACAGAGCUCGUCAUCCUCUGCUCAGAGCCUUCUUUGAUCCUGUCCUGCUAAGUCCGAACAGAAGCUACAGCCAAAAGUCUCGCAGGUGAAGUGGAGUGGCAGGAGAGAGCAGUAUGUAAGGGCGCGUCCUUCCCGAAGGCUCCCUGGUGGUGUAUUUGCCUUUAUUCAACAGACGCGCUUUUGAUGACAAUCCCCAAAUGUGUGUCUUGGUCUGAUUUUUUUUUUUUUUGUGUGUGUGUAUGGCAAAGCUGCUCUUCUGCUGUAAAGCUCCCUCCCUUUUUGUACACCUGCCACCAUCAAGAACAGCCAUCUCAGAACAAAAUGCCAAAACCCAGCCCCUCCAACUUCCUCAUUGUUACCCCUGCACAUUUAAGAGUUCUCAGACUUUUUUUUUCUAAAGAGAAAAUCUCCUUUAUUCUCUGCACUUUCUAAAGCCUCGAGCAACCCCCUCGUUUCCCUAAGGAGCUGAGUAAUAAACCUUGGUGGGGAGGAGGGGAGUGGCAAUAAUAGAAACUGCCCCACCCUUCAGAGAGGAGCUCUGACAUAACUGUGAUAAACAAGUUUGUAUUCCUUGUGACAAAGUAUUUCAAACUUGCUGAGCUGUACUUGUAAAUGAAGCCGUCGUGAAGGAAAAAAUCUUCUCAUAGCUAUUAACCUGCCUCAUAAGUUAAAGGGUAUUUGUUUGUUUGUUUUUGUUUUUAAAUUAUCUGCUUGCUGCUUUAAAUUUUUAAUUGUGUUAUGGUAUCCGGCUUGUUCUGUUACGGAGUUAUUCUUUUUCAGCCUUUUUCCUGGGUAAGUGAUCACGUUCCUCCCUGCGAUAGGCACACUACACACAAGCAACCAGUAAUUAAAAAUGCGGCCAGUCCUCGGUCUGGCAGAGCCCUUAAGCGUGCAUAAUCGAGUGUGAGAAGCGCUCCUGGAACAAAAAAGGCUGCUUGUAUGCCCAAAGUACAUCAAUCACAUCCUUAUUUUGAGUCUGUAGCUCUAAAUCAGAAAGAAACCGAAGCACAUCAAUACAGCGCAGCACCUGCCGUGGAGCCCCGCGCCUGGGUGACGUGGUGCCAAUGCAUCAUGAUUUAUUGACUUAACUUGCUAAGGAAACGUAAAUGUUUCAUGGCCUCUGUGCUUCUAAAGCCUGGUAAAGAAAAAUCUUACGUCAGAAAUGUGAUGUGCACAGAGCGAUCUUCACAGCGACUCGCUUCUUGCCAGCUCUUCACCUGAGUUGUUUGCAGCUGAGCGUCCGCGCUAAGCAAGGAGGGGGACACCCGACACAUUGUUUCACUGAAAUUCAGCCCCGUUUGCUAACUCUCUAAUGUAACCCUAAUAAAUAAUAAUAAUAAAGCAGUGUAAUAGCCAAAGCAUGAAGUUGCAGUACGCUGAAUUAGCUGGAUCACGGUCUUUCACCCUUCGUGUAGGGCACUGUUCUCAGCUGCUGGGAAGGGAGACUUUGAGCUUCUUAAAUUAACCCAAUUCCUGCCCAGGGAGGACUCGGACGAGGUAUUUAUCGUAGCCCUUCGUACUGGCAACUGUCCUGUUGGUGAGUUCUUCACUGUGCCUAAAGCUGUAAGUAAAGCCAUGUACUACUCGCCGUUAAGCGUCUAGCUGCUACCAGUCUGUACCUAAACCUCGCUCUGGUUCGUGGCUCUCGUUCCGUGUGUCUGUGUUGCUGUGACUUUCUUGUCCUCUGUUAGAAGUAACUGUCCUGCACAAAGCUGAUCAGUCUUCUAUUAAACUGGGAGAAAACCAAAGAGACGAUGGCUGAUGGGAAGUGGAAUGUCGUUCUUUGUCACCCAGUACCGCGCAUCCCUCCUGGAGGAGGGAAGUGACUUUCUGAAUGGCUAAUAGGGAAUUUACUAUGGAAUUUAGUCACUUCUUGUCGCUGGGGAUG
This is a messenger RNA of Cygnus atratus (black swan), 4232 nucleotides long. It is a transcript of the gene PROSER2, whose product is annotated as proline and serine rich 2. NCBI's taxonomy places the organism in Eukaryota, Metazoa, Chordata, Aves, Anseriformes, Anatidae. The record is from RefSeq and is a predicted model, not a curated record. The transcript has 4 exons. Bases 54 to 1349 code for a protein of 431 amino acids.